This is a messenger RNA of Phialemonium atrogriseum, 1191 nucleotides long. RefSeq lists its product as uncharacterized. Bases 1 to 1191 code for a protein of 396 amino acids. The transcript has a single exon. Gene Ontology annotation, molecular function: actin filament binding; phosphatidylinositol-4,5-bisphosphate binding. The record is from RefSeq and is a predicted model, not a curated record. Lineage: Eukaryota; Fungi; Ascomycota; Sordariomycetes; Cephalothecales; Cephalothecaceae. Gene Ontology annotation, biological process: actin filament severing; barbed-end actin filament capping.
AUGGCGCCACACGAGGGACUAGUACACCUCAAGGAGUACGAUAUCGCAGACAGCAACGUGGAGCUGAUCGGCAGCGACAUCGACCACAAGGUGAAGCACAACUCCGCCCAGACGGAGCCCGCCUGGAACGACGGCCGCGUCGGCGUCUCGGCGGGGCUCCUCGCCUGGCGCAUCGAGGACUUCGCCGUCGUGCCCUGCCCAGACGCCUCCGAGCGGGGGCGCUUCCACGAGGGCGACAGCUACAUUGUGCUGCACUCGUGGACCGUCGGCAACAACAACGACAAGCUGGGCCACGACAUCUUCUUCUGGCUCGGCAGCCGCACCUCGCAGGACGAGGCCGGCACCGCCGCCUACAAGACGGUCGAGCUGGACGAGUUCCUCGGCGGCGCGGCGGCGCAGCACCGCGAGCUGCAGCGCGCGCCCUCGCCCGAGUUCCUCGCCCUGUUCCCGCGCGGCGUCGAGGUGCGCGCCGGCGGCGUCGCCUCGGGGUUCCGCCACGUCGAGGAGCCCGUGCCCGGGGCCGGACCGGAGGUGCGUACCCUGCUGCGCGUGUUCAAGCCGGCCGCUGGUGGCGCCGUCGUUGUGCACGAGGUCGAGCCCGUGGCGAGCAGCCUGGACGAGGGCGAUGUGUUUGUCCUCGACGCCGGCGACAAGAUCUGGGUGUGGCAGGGCGCCAAGUGCAGUCCCAUGGAGAAGGCGAGGGCCGCGCAGGUGGUCCACGAUAUGACCCUUGCCAAGCACGUCGAUGUCGAGGUGCUGGCCCAGGAGGACGGCCGGUCGGGGCUGGUUGCCAAGCUGCUCGGCGGUGGCGAGGAGAGUUCCCGACAAGCGUCCUCCGCCCGGGAUAGGCCUGCCCGAGUGCAAAAUGCGCGCCCGCGACGGCUGUUCCGGCUCAGUGAUGCCUCGCAGAAGCUUACGUUCGACCUGGUCCGGGAAGGCCCGUCCGUCUCGCCGCGCGAUCUUGACGGGAAUGACGUUUUCCUUUUGGAUGACGAAGGGAGGGCCAUCUGGGUGUGGGUUGGUCUGGGCGCCAGCAAGGCGGAGAGGGCUAUGUGGCUCAAGGUGGCCCAGUCCUAUGUCCGACGGGUGCUGGAGAGCAGGGAGGACAGUGAGGCCUAUCUCACGCCCAUUGCCAAGGUGCAGCAGGGGCACGAGACUGCUGCCUUUCUGAGAGCUAUCCAGGCCGCGUGA